UAAUCUUCGCACUCAGUAAAUACAGGCAUGUGACCCCGCAGGGCUGUAUUUAUUGAGGACCCACCAGCCAGCUCGGAGCAGUUCUCACUCUGGCAACAGCCAUGCAGACAGUGGUCAGAGAAGGCAAGCUGAGCCCAGCAGGCCGGGUGACCUUCCUCUCCAGGACAGAAACCAUCGCAGCUGCUCACAGGCUGAACAGCAAAUCCCUGAGUGAUGCAGAAAACAAGAAGCUUUUUGGGAAAUGCAACCAGAGUCAUGGGCACAACUACACAGUGGUGGUGACGGUCCGUGGGGAGAUCAACCCCAUCAGCGGCAUGUUCAUGAACAUUUCCACGCUUCAAGAGCACAUGCAGGAGGCGAUCAUGAAACCGCUCGACCACAAGAACCUAGAUCAGGAUGUGGCCUAUUUUGCUGAUGUGGUGAGCACAACGGAGAACCUUGCUGUGUAUAUCUGGGAAAGCCUCCAGAAGCGCCUGCCAGCUGGGUGUCUGUACAAAGUCAAAGUCUAUGAAUCUGACAAAAACUUUAUUGUCUACAAGGGAGGAUAGGAGGCUUAAGGGUUAUGAAGAUGCUUCCUGAAGUCUAAUUCUCUCAAAGCCUAAAGCAGUUUCUGGACACAUUGUGUUGACAGCGAGCAUGGAUCAGAUAUUGCGUGCAAAUCUUCCCUUAGCAGGCCAUUUGUUUAUAAUUAAGAGCGCUGAUUCCUUGAAAUCUUUAACAUAAGCUAUAAAGCAGCUUUAACAGUGUUCCCAGCAGGUUAGGUGCUUGUAAUUCAUAAACUUUUAUAGCUA
Molecule: messenger RNA, 791 nt
Organism: Gavialis gangeticus (Gharial)
Lineage: Eukaryota; Metazoa; Chordata; Crocodylia; Gavialidae
Product: 6-pyruvoyl tetrahydrobiopterin synthase-like
Exons: 6
Coding region: 102-548 (148 amino acids)
Biological process (GO): tetrahydrobiopterin biosynthetic process
Cellular component (GO): mitochondrion
Molecular function (GO): 6-pyruvoyltetrahydropterin synthase activity
Source: RefSeq, a predicted model, not a curated record